AUGCGCGAGCUGUGGGACAAGAUAGAGCCGUCCUUAUUCGACUGCCCAAUUGUCGGUAUUCACUUAAUGGAGGGCGAUGAGGCUGCAAAGCAGUUUGCUCAGAUUUAUCCGACUCCAGUGCUUCCUGCUUCCUACUUUAUCGAUAAUUUGGGGAAGCCCAUCGAGGUCAUUACUUUGCUCAAGGACCUUGACUAUGACGAGUUCUUUUCGAAAAUAAGUGCGUCCGUGAAGGCUUUCAUCGCUUCCAUCAAACCUGAGUCGGGCCAAAGUGGUGCUGGUCAGCAGCCAACUUCAGCUCAGUCACAUGAGGUGCCUGCCUCAUCAUCGUCUCCUCCACCUUCAGCUGCUGCCCUAGAAGAGAAGGUUAAGAGAGCGAAAAUGUUGCUGGAGCAGAAAAAGAAGGCUGACGAAGAAGCGAAAAUAGAGGAGGAAAAGCGUCGUGAACUGGAGAGGAUCAAUGCUGGGAAGCUUAUGCAAGAAGCUCAGCAGAAACGCCAUGAACAGGAACUCAUUGAAGCAGCGGCUCAACGUCGCCGCGACAAAAUUGAGGCAGAGAGAGAGCGAGAACGACUCAAAGCUCAAAUCAAGGCAGAUCGGGAGGAAAGAGAGUUCCGAGAACGUCGAGGAAGACCGUUGGAGGCAUCGGCUGGCGAUAUGCCAACGAGCCAGGAUCCUCCGAGAAUGGAACCAGUGCCCAGUGAUAGAUGUCGUGUCCAAGUUCGCCUACCAGAUGGGGAUAAUAUUGUGGAGGAGUUUGCAUCGAGUGAUUCCCUAAGUAUCCUGGUGGAUCUUAUUAGACAGGCUGUUGCUCUGAGUGAAUAA
Molecule: messenger RNA, 822 nt
Organism: Ostertagia ostertagi
Lineage: Eukaryota; Metazoa; Nematoda; Chromadorea; Rhabditida; Trichostrongylidae
Source: the annotation of a GenBank genome assembly